AUGAAUAAUAGCUCAGCAGCGACGAGCUUAACAGCUCGAAUGUCCCCGAUGAUACCACACUCUCACCAUUUUCGCCAAUGUCAAGCAACCCCCGGUCGUGUCUUCUUAUCUAGACCAUCUCGCAACAGUACUCCAAGAAUCGUUUGCAUGGCGGAGCCAUAUUUGAUAACCAAGCUGGAAUCUGCUGAGAAGACUUGGAAAGAAUUAUCCGUGAAGCUGGCGGACCCAGAUGUGGUUUCAAAUCCCAGUGAAUAUCAAAAGGUGGCUCAAUCCGUGGCAGAGCUUGAUGAGGUGAUUUCAACUUUUAGGAGAUUCAAGGAUUGUGGAAAAAUGCUAGAAGAUACCAAAGCUAUAGCGAAAGACGAUGGAAAUGAUGAAGACAUGGCAGAGAUGAUAGCAUAUGAAAUUGAGUCAUUAUCCAAGGAACUCAAAGAGCUCGAAGAGAAGCUUAAGGGUCUUAAUUUUGAAAUUGCAUCUCGUGUUGAUAGGGCAGGUACUGGUGGCGAUGAGGCUGGACUAUGGGCAGGUGAUCUUGUAGUUUCUAAACCAGAAAAUGAUGGAAAGCAUACUAGAAUAAAAAUUUUGGGUGUGAAUAUGGGACAAAGAUUGCUAGGCUUUCUGGAAAAAGUCCGUAUGUAUCAGAGAUACAGUGAGCGGAACUCUUGGAAGGUCUCUGUCAUUUCAAGUUCUGAGACUGGGAAAGGUGGAUACAAAACCUUUGUGAUGGAGGUCAAAGGAAAUCAUGUCUACAGUAAAUUAAAAUACGAGUCUGGUGUUCAUCGAGUUCAACGUGUUCCUCAAACAGAAGCACAGGGACGUGUGCACACUUCUACUGCAACUGUAGCCAUCAUGCCUGAGGUUGAUGAAGUUGAGGUGGUGAUUGACCCAAAAGACUAUGAACUCACAACAGCAAGAUCUGGAGGUGCUGGAGGGCAAAAUGUAAACAAGGUGGAGACAGCUGUUGAUCUUUUUCACAAACCAACGGGAAUCCGCAUCUUUUGUACUGAGGAAAGGACACAACUUAAGAAUAAGAAUCGCGCUCUCCAACUUCUGCGAGCAAAACUGUAUGAGAUAAAGGUCAGGGAACAGCAAGAAUCAAUAAGGAAUCAGCGAAAAAUUCAGGUUGGUACAGGUGCUCGUGCAGAAAAGAUUCGAACAUACAACUACAAGGAUAAUAGGGUCACUGAUCACCGGUUAAAGGUGAACUAUGAGCUCACAUCUUUUCUUGAUGGCGAUAUAGAGAAUGCUGUUCAGGCUUGUUCUGCAAUGGAGCAGAAGGAGCUCCUGGAAGAACUUGCGGAGUCUGUAGGUGCACCAGCUGUUUGA
Messenger RNA from Dovyalis caffra, 1326 nucleotides. The record is from the annotation of a GenBank genome assembly. NCBI's taxonomy places the organism in Eukaryota, Viridiplantae, Streptophyta, Magnoliopsida, Malpighiales, Salicaceae.